AAGUAUAUAAUUUUAGCAUUAUUAUAAAAUGUUAAUUAUUAUUAAUUUUCAAAUUAUCCAGUUUAAUAAUACACUAGAAACAACUAUAGUGUAAAUGCAAUGAACAAUUAAUUUUGUGAGGAUAGGUAGUAGGCAUGGGUGGCGAAAAUGAAAGCAAACUGUGCGCUGUAUGUGGCGACCGGGCUAUUGGCAAACAUUUUGGAGCCCUGGCCUGUAAAUCAUGCAAACCAUUCUUCAGACGAAAUGCCAUCAAAAAUAAAGUUUUCAAAUGCAAAACUAAUGGCAACUGUGAGAUCAAUUUGAAGACAAGAAAAUCGUGUAGAAAAUGUCGUUUAAUUAAAUGUCUGGCGGUUGGUAUGAAAAAAAAUAAUAUCCUAAAUGAAGAUCAAAGAAAACACAGAAAUAAAUUGGUUGAAGAAAACAGAAAAAAGAAACAAAUUUAUCAAUUGAAAGGAAAAAAAUCAAAUAUUGAAAUCAAGUCAAAUGAAAUCAAUCACUUAACUAAUGAGUGCUCCAGUAAUGACUCGUAUCAUAUAAUGGAUGGAUUCAAUGACAUGGCAUCACCAUCUGAUGUCGACACUAACAGCAUUAAAACUAGUGAUGAGUCCAGUAGUGAUAUGUAUGAUGAAUAUCACGAUUCAGUAAAGAUUCAAAAUAUUCAAAACAAUAUUGCAAUCAAAAUGUUGGAACAAAUGAAUAUCUCAAAUGAAAAGUUUAAUGUAAUCGAUAAAAAUAAUAUCGAAAAAUUACGACAAUAUUAUAAUUGUGGUGCACUUCCUAUGAAAGCAAUUGAUAGAUCUCCAAGUAAUGUAUUGACAAUUCAUGAGGGGAACCGACUAUACGAACUGUGCUAUAUAUCUAAUCUGUUUGCUAAGCCAUGUCCCAGAAUAUCGACUCUAAUAACAACUAAUAAACAAUUGAAUUCAAUUAUUGAUCAAUUCUGGGAACAAUACAUCCAAAAUGUUAUCGACUUUUCAAUGAAUUUAAGUUCAUUUCACGAUAUCUGUGUCAACGAUAGGAUAGCUCUCGUAAAGUAUGGAUGCGUUGAUAUAAUCUGUUUAAGAAUUAUUGAUUGUUAUAAACAUUCAGAAGAAACUUGGAAUAUAGUUUUGAAUAGAGAGCAAUCAGUGAUCGUAGCGAUGGAUAAAUUGAAACUUAUUCGUCGAGAUAUUUAUAAUAUUUAUAAAAUGUAUUUCAAUAAAAUCUUUUGCGAGUGUGAAUCGGACAUUAUUUUGUUGGAUUUGCUGACAGUAAUCAUAUUUUUCAAUCCUAACCGUAAAAAUUUGAUGCAUCCGGAAUAUGUCAAACUUGAACAAUACACAUAUAUGUAUUUAUUAUAUCGUUAUUUACAAUUGAAAUAUGACUCCAAAGACGUCGCCGAUUACAAGUUUUGUCGACUUAUGAAAACAAUUGAUGACAUUUAUAAUCUCGGAGAGAGACAAAUGGAGAUAUCGUGCAGUGAUAACCCCUGUCAUUACGGCCCACUGGCGCGGGAGGUGUUUGACUUGAAUAGCUUAUGCGGUAUUAAUAUUAAACAUUUGCGUCGUUUAUCAUAAAAAACAUUACUUUCAAUCAAUAUUUCACUUAUUUAUUAUAUAAAUGU
This is a messenger RNA of Oppia nitens, 1603 nucleotides long. RefSeq names its product vitamin D3 receptor-like. The transcript has 8 exons. Lineage: Eukaryota; Metazoa; Arthropoda; Arachnida; Sarcoptiformes; Oppiidae. The record is from RefSeq and is a predicted model, not a curated record. Gene Ontology annotation, molecular function: nuclear receptor activity; RNA polymerase II cis-regulatory region sequence-specific DNA binding; zinc ion binding. The coding region runs from base 135 to 1556 and encodes 473 amino acids. Gene Ontology annotation, biological process: negative regulation of transcription by RNA polymerase II; cell differentiation; positive regulation of transcription by RNA polymerase II.